AGAGAGAGGAGUGAGGAGGUGGUGGGAGAGGAGGAGGGCAAAAUAAAAAGUUAUAAGGCGGCAAAGACGAAGAAGAAUAUCAAAAAUGAAAUGAGAAGAAAAAUGGAGCAGGAGGAGGAAGAGGAGGAAGAGGAGGAAGAGGAACGAAGCGCCAAGAGGAAAAAGAAACAUGGAAGUGCCAAAAAAGAAGAGCGUAGAGGAAAGGUGAAAACGCAGGAGGUGAAGAAGAAAAAGCACAAGAAAGUGGAAACAAGUUCAGAGCAGGAGAUGAGUGAGGAAGAUGACAAUGAAGAAGAAGACAACGAUGAGGAGGACGACAACGAUGAGGAAGAGGACAACGAUGAAGAGGAGGAUGAGGAGGAGAAAGAGGUGAGGCCGGAGACUCUGUCCCCGGAGGAGCUGGAGGAGCUGAAGGAGGCGGUGGACGAGAGGAAGAAGCUGAUCCAGGGUCUGAGGGGAAAGCCGUGGUCAAUGAAGAAGAAACUCGUGACCCUGCGGGAGUCGCAGGAGUUUGUGGAGAAAUACGAGGGAGCGCUGGGGAAAGGGAAAGGCAGGAAGCUUUAUGCGUACAAGGUCAUGAUGGCCAAGAAAUGGAUGAAGUUUAAACGGGACUUUGAAAACUUCAAAACCGCCUGCAUCCCGUGGGAGAUGAAAAUCAAGGAGAUUGAAAGUCAUUUCGGCUCCUCGGUCGCCUCUUACUUCAUCUUCCUGAGGUGGAUGUACGGCAUCAACAUGAUCUUGUUUGGUCUGACCUUUGGCCUGGUUAUGGUGCCAGAGGCAUUAAUGGGGCGGCCCUACGGCAGCAUGCCAAGGAAGACUGUCCCCAGGGCUGAGGAGGGUAGCGCCAUGGACUUUGCCGUCUUAUGGGACUUUGGAGGUUACGCUGAGUAUUCAGUCCUCUUCUACGGUUAUUACAACAACCAGCGUGCCAUUGGUUGGCUCAAGUUUCGUAUGCCUCUGUCUUAUUUUCUGGUCGGUGUGGGAACAGUGGCCUAUAGCUAUAUGGUCGUCAUAAGGACGAUGGCCCGUAAUGCGAAUGAGUCGGGGGUUGGAGAUGAUUACAGCUUUAAUUUCAGCUGGAAAAUGUUCACCAGCUGGGAUUACCUGAUAGGAAACCCGGAAACUGCAGAUAACAAGUUUGCCUCCAUCACCACCAGUUUCAAGGAGGCGAUCUUAGAGGAGCAAGAGAGCCAAAAGGACGACAACAUCCAUCUGACUCGUUUUCUGCGUGUGCUGGCAAACUUCCUGGUCUUGUGUUGCUUAGCGGGGAGUGGAUACCUCAUCUACUUUGUCGUGCGUCGCUCUCAGAAGUUUGCCCUUGAUGGACUGGAGAAUCACACGUGGUGGGAAAGGAAUGAGGUGAACAUGGUCAUGUCAUUGCUGGGGAUGUUCUGCCCCAUGUUGUUUGACGUCAUCAGCGCCCUGGAGAACUACCACCCUCGCGUCGCCCUGCAGUGGCAGCUGGGUCGCAUCUUUGCCCUUUUCCUGGGAAACCUCUACACCUUCAUCAUUGCGCUCAUGGACGAGAUCAACCUUAAAAGAGAAGAGGAGAAGAUAAUAAAGUUUAAUAUAACCACGUGGGAAGCCAGUCUUUACAAUGGUACACUAUCAGAAAACAGCACCGGUCCACCCAUCACCAUCCAUCCUGCUGAUGUGCCCAGAGGGCCCUGCUGGGAGACCAUGGUGGGGCAGGAGUUCGUCCGGCUGAUCAUAUCUGAUACCAUGACAACCUACAUCACACUGCUGAUUGGUGAUUUCCUGAGAGCCGUGCUUGUUCGUUUUCUCAACUACUGCUGGUGUUGGGACCUCGAGGCCGGAUUUCCGUCCUACUCAGAGUUUGAUGUCAGUGGGAAUGUGCUGGGCCUCAUCUUCAAUCAAGGAAUGAUAUGGAUGGGUGCUUUCUACGCCCCCUGCCUGCCCGCCCUGAACGUCCUCCGCCUCCACGUGUCCAUGUACCUGCAGUGUUGGGCCGUGAUGUGUUGUAAUGUGCCGCAGGAAAGGGUCUUCAAGGCCUCUGGCUCCAACAACUUCUACAUGGCCAUGCUGCUGGUCAUCCUCUUCCUUUCCACUCUGCCCGCCAUCUACACCAUCGUCACCAUCCCCCCUUCAUUUGACUGUGGACCAUUCAGUGGGAAGAAACGGAUGUUUGACGUGAUCCAGGAGACGCUGGAGUCGGACUUCCCUGCCUGGUUCAGUAGAGUGUUCAGCUAUGCCUCCAACCCUGGACUGGUCCUACCCUUCAUACUUCUGAUGGUACUGGCCAUUUAUUACUUACAAUCCACGUCCAAAAGCUACAAAGAGGCUAAUGUGGAGCUGAAGAAAAAACUGCAAACGCAAAACGAGGAGAACAAGAAGAAGAACAAGCGAGCGGCGUUGAAGGCGCAAAUGGAUCUCGAGGAGGCCAGAAAAGCUGCAUCACAGACUACAGAGCAACAGAACAACAACAAUGCUUCACCGCAAGACCACGAGGCAGAUGAGGAAGAAAGCCAGAGCAGCAGUGGUGAGAGGAUGUAUCAUGGUAAGAACGGACACAACCCUCCUCCUCCUCCUCUUCCAUCACUCGUUAGAAACCAAGAACUUCCAGCUACCAGAGCCCCCGUUCCCAGGAUCUAUCACCAUGGAAACCACGGGGCUCAAGGGUACCUGCCCGGUUUCCCGCGACAAAGUGAACCCAGGAUUUACAGGGUGCCGAGCCUGCAGAGGCACUGAGGGAGUCAGAAAACCAUUGUACAUAUUACAUGCACUUUAUCGUGACUGUACCGAGAGCAAUGAGAAGCACGUCUCCUCCUGAUUAAAAGUGUUUUUUUUAAACUGUAUUCACGACAAACGUAAGCUGUAGACAUUUCAAAUUAGUACUCGUCACUUUGUUUACUAAAUAAAU
Messenger RNA from Larimichthys crocea (large yellow croaker), 2881 nucleotides. It is a transcript of the gene tmc1, whose product is annotated as transmembrane channel-like 1. Gene Ontology annotation, cellular component: plasma membrane. The annotation marks the transcript as partial. Gene Ontology annotation, molecular function: mechanosensitive monoatomic ion channel activity. Lineage: Eukaryota; Metazoa; Chordata; Actinopteri; Sciaenidae. The transcript is spliced from 17 exons. Gene Ontology annotation, biological process: vestibular reflex; detection of mechanical stimulus involved in sensory perception of sound. The record is from RefSeq and is a predicted model, not a curated record.